AUGCAGAAGUUGCAUAGGAACCCAUUAGGCCGCCUGGAACUGGGCACUGAUGGUGUUUUGCGCUCUGUCAACCUCGAAAGUGAAGUUAUUGAUGCUGUCGGUCUACCGCCUCGACUUAUCAAGGCGCUUCUUGAUCUUUCUCCAUAUAAUGAGGAGCGGGAAGUUCGCUUCCGCAACUCCGAUGGAACCUUGAUACCUCAAGAGCAGUGGUUGGCACCAGAUGCUUCCAUACUACCACGCCGCUUUACAACAGAGCAAAAGGAUGAAAUUAGGAGGCACUAUGAGGAGAACAAGGACAUUAUCGAAGAGAAUAUGCGGAAGAGGGCAAACGGGGAGAUCCAAGGUUGUGGUGUUGUAAUUCAGUCAAACUACAGGAUUUAA
Messenger RNA from Penicillium pulvis, 381 nucleotides. RefSeq lists its product as uncharacterized. The record is from RefSeq and is a predicted model, not a curated record. The coding region runs from base 1 to 381 and encodes 126 amino acids. The transcript has a single exon. Lineage: Eukaryota; Fungi; Ascomycota; Eurotiomycetes; Eurotiales; Aspergillaceae.